Messenger RNA from Caenorhabditis bovis, 594 nucleotides. The record is from the annotation of a GenBank genome assembly. Lineage: Eukaryota; Metazoa; Nematoda; Chromadorea; Rhabditida; Rhabditidae.
AUGAUUCUAGACAAAUUCUGUUUUCCGACUCUGAAAGCGAGCCAUCCAUCGAUUGGAGUUGUCGUCGAAGAAAAGGACGGUAUUUUUCUAAUUUAUUCCCCAUAUGUGGAAAUGGACGAUGGACGCUUUCGAGUUCCUUAUAUGGACAUCAAUGGCGAACCUUUGAAAAUCGGAUACACGGUGACGUUUAAUCAAUUUGGAAUUGGCGAAAAUGCUGUCUUUUCCAUUAUCGGAAUUCAUCGAAGUUGGUGUCAUGCUUUAUACAGCAUUGGGUUUGAGCGACCGGAAGUUUUGGCAGCUCCCGAAUUUUACCUCGAAGAAAAUCUUCUCAAAAUGAAGUGCAACUUCUCGUUGUGCCCAAAUUUCAUAAAAAAUACAAAGAAGACAACGCAUGAAGGAGUUGCCCAGAAGAUUCUUCUGUCUCAUGUCGGCCUUGCACACGCGAUUGGCUUCGAAAAUGAGCUAGUGGCUAAAACAUUUUAUUGGUAUGGCACAUUCCAGUACGUCGGAUUUGGAAACGGAGCAAUGAACUUUGCUUCCGAAAUAGAACGGCGGCUAACAGACUGGUUAUCGAGUCCGUGGACAUCAAAUUAA